AUGGCUGAAAUGGAAGUACCAGCAAAAGCUGGUCGUCCCACCUUGGGCAGUAAUAUGCGCAGUCGAUCUUACCUUCAAGAACAUCAGCAAUAUCGUCCUCCACAGCAGGAUGGUCAUCAUGGUAUAGAUAGCAUCGUUGAGGGUGUGCAGGGAAGUGCGAUCUCAUCACCUACUAAAUCGUUCACCCAAUACAACGGUGUUCCCUCUCCGCAGCAUCCUCCGAAGAUUGUCGACAGCGGACUCAACCAUACCCUGUCACACGCGAACUGCCAACCCGCGCCCAAUACCGUCUCGGAUCGAAUGAUCGCAACCCUUAUUUACAAGACGCAAUCUCCCCGUCUCUCCAUCACCGAUUAUCCAAACGAUCGCUCUCCCUCUCCUGCCUCUUCUCCCUCUCGAUCGUCGGCUACUUCGUCUUCGCGCGCUAUCCCUCCAAACCUUGCACCCGUCCGCACCCUCUCCAAUUUUCCACUCGAGCCACCACCACCAGAUCCAGAACCGCUAGAUCAUCUCUACGGCAGCUAUAUCUCGCAGCUCUGCCUCACAUCUUUCCUUCACCUCAUUCAAUCUCUACCCAGCAGAUCGGGCUCCGAUUUCCUCUCUUCCUCUCAUCGCUGCCUCGAUAAUCCCGAUCAUCCCUCCAUAGUCGAACUUACAUUCUCGCCCAUCCCCGAUCCUACAUACCUCGAUCUUCAAGAUUUGCGUAAGCAUGAACUUCUCUACCGUUUCGAGCGCGAGUGGAAUGUCGACGUUAUUCUCCAACAUGAUACCGUGCUUCGACGUUAUCCACGCCUCGUCGUUUUCGACAUGGAUUCUACACUCAUCGAACAAGAAGUAAUUGAUUUGAUCGCUGCUUCUAUCGGAGUCGAAGACGCAGUAUCUGCCAUUACCGCACGAGCUAUGAAUGGAGAAUUAGAUUUCUCCGCAUCUCUUCGUGAACGUGCGAAGUUGUUGAAAGGAGUAGAAGCAGAUAUAUUCACACAAUUAAGAAGUGUAAUUAAACCCACCAAAGGAGCCGUAGAACUCAUUCGCGCACUAAAGAGAAUGGGCGUCAAGACUGCAGUGUUAUCCGGAGGUUUUAUACCCUUGACACAAUGGCUCGCCGAUCACUUGGGCAUUGAUUACGCCUUUGCAAAUACUCUCGAAUCCGACCCAAACACCCACACAUUAACAGGCGAAGUUCUCGGCUCCAUCGUCAACGCGGAAAAGAAGCGCGAUCUACUUUUAGAAAUCGCAAAGAAGGAAAAUGUUGCGUUGGAACAGGUGGUCGCAAUCGGCGAUGGUGCAAAUGAUUUGCUGAUGAUGGGCGUAGCGGGCUUGGGAGUCGCAUGGAAUGCUAAACCGGUGGUGCAGAUGGAAGCUCAGGCGAGAUUGAACGGAGAUACUUUGUUGGAUCUCUUGCAUAUCUUUGGAUUGACGGCUGAGGAGAUUAAGGUUUUGAUUUCGUAG
Molecule: messenger RNA, 1449 nt
Organism: Sclerotinia sclerotiorum 1980 UF-70
Lineage: Eukaryota; Fungi; Ascomycota; Leotiomycetes; Helotiales; Sclerotiniaceae
Product: phosphoserine phosphatase
Exons: 1
Coding region: 1-1449 (482 amino acids)
Biological process (GO): L-serine biosynthetic process; dephosphorylation
Cellular component (GO): cytoplasm
Molecular function (GO): magnesium ion binding; L-phosphoserine phosphatase activity
Source: RefSeq, a predicted model, not a curated record